GAUGAAAGCGGCAAGAAGCUCUCAGUGGAAGUGGCCAUUAUGGUUAAACUUGCAGGUGAAGCAGAAGGGUCAGUGGGAAUAUCUGCACCUGUGUCCUUGCUGGAGUGGUUCGACCUUGGCAAAGAGCUGAUCCUGGUGCUGGAGAGACCUGUCCCCGCUGUGGACCUGCAAAAAUACAAAGCAGAAAAUGGAAGAACUUUAACAGAGGACAAGGCCAAGGUCAUUCUGAAGCAACUAGUUGAUGCUGUAAAGGAACUUGAGGAUAAACACAUCUUUCAUCGGGACAUCAAGGGACAAAACAUUCUGAUUGAGACCGGCUCAGAUGUGCCUCGUGUUCGCAUCAUUGACUUUGGACUGAGCUGCUUUGUUAAACAGCGAUCUCUGUAUCGCAUCUUCUAUGGCACUCCUCUUCACAUCCCUCCCGAGUGGUACAUUAGGAGCUGCUACAGGUGUGGACCCACCACGGUGUGGCAAAUGGGAGUGGUGUUGUAUGAAGCGCUUCAUGCACGAUACUUUAGUACCGCGAGGUUCCUCACAAAGAAACUGAGCAUCAAAAAGCGUCUGUCCACAGAAUGCCGGAAUUUCUUGGACGCAUGUUUAGCUAUAGUCCCGGAGAAGCGCCCAACACUGGAGGAGCUCCAGCUUCACCCCUGGCUAAGAUAACACACACAAACACACAAUUCACACCUUAUCAUAUAAGUAUGAUACAUUGUAGUAACUUCCUUUCUUUUUUCUGUUGGACAGGAAUAGAUAGAAUGGGUCAAUCUUAAAAAAUAAAUAAAUAAAAAUUUAGCUUUUUUGGAGUUCCUGUAACCCCCCCAGCCAUCCCAGGAAAGGGGAUCUCUCUUUGAAUGGGCUUUCCCGAGGUUUCUUCCCAUCGAUCUGGCCCCCUGGGGAGUUUUUCCUCGUCUUCAUAGAGAGCUUGGGCUGGGUCAGGAGCUCCAUCAAAACUGUCUUUAUUUGAUGACUUUAAAAUAAAGAUGUGUUUUACUUAAAGUAAAAUUUGAUCAAAAUAAAACUUGUUUAAUUCA
Messenger RNA from Oreochromis aureus, 1031 nucleotides. RefSeq names its product serine/threonine-protein kinase pim-2-like. The record is from RefSeq and is a predicted model, not a curated record. Gene Ontology annotation, biological process: negative regulation of apoptotic process; regulation of mitotic cell cycle; protein autophosphorylation. Gene Ontology annotation, cellular component: cytoplasm. The transcript is spliced from 4 exons. Lineage: Eukaryota; Metazoa; Chordata; Actinopteri; Cichliformes; Cichlidae. The coding region runs from base 40 to 663 and encodes 207 amino acids. Gene Ontology annotation, molecular function: ATP binding; protein serine/threonine kinase activity.